Messenger RNA from Manduca sexta (tobacco hornworm), 1991 nucleotides. RefSeq names its product probable 28S ribosomal protein S25, mitochondrial (gene mRpS25). The transcript is spliced from 2 exons. The coding region runs from base 94 to 597 and encodes 167 amino acids. Gene Ontology annotation, molecular function: structural constituent of ribosome. The record is from RefSeq and is a predicted model, not a curated record. Gene Ontology annotation, cellular component: mitochondrion. NCBI's taxonomy places the organism in Eukaryota, Metazoa, Arthropoda, Insecta, Lepidoptera, Sphingidae.
GUCAUAAUUGUCAAAAAUUGAGGUUAUUCUUUACUGUACAGAUUUAGGUUAGUUUCUUAUUAUAUGCAAAAGUUUUAUUAAAAUUCAAGCAAAAUGCCGUUCAUGAAAGGUAGAGCGCCUAUCAGGCGUACACUGAACUAUUUAAAUGCCGGAAGACUAGUACUAAAGGACAAAAUCAAGAUUUUCUCCGUUGCGUACAACAUAACAGGAAAUAAUAAUAUGGGUGCAAAAGAGUUUAUAUUCUGGCAUCUACCGCAAAUACAGUACAAAAACCCCGAUGUACAAGUCGUAACAUUGAAGAACAUCACACCUUCGCCUUUUGUAAAGUGCUAUUUUGAAGAUGGAAGAAAAAUCUUAGUGGACGUUGACAAUAAAUCGAAGGAAGAAAUAUUAGAGCAUUUAAUUAGCAUAGUUGGUAAAUCCAAAGACGUUCUAGAUUUAGAAGCAAUCACCGCUGAAAAGAAAGACAACCCGGCCAACUUUGGAAUCGGUUGUGAACGGCCAUGCAUAUGUGAAAUUUAUGGUCAGGUACCAUGUCCUGGAGUGGUCCCGCUACCAAAGUUCAUGAGAGGAAAAUUCAAGAACCCAAAUAAUUAGUUUUAUUGUAAUGGUUACUAUUGCCUUUUAAUUUUUAUGUUGGUACAGUCAACCGCAAAAGUAACUGAACAUUCAGAAAUUCAAAUGGCUUUUACACAUUAACUUCAAUCAAAAUAUAAAUUAUUCCUUGCCUACAAUAAAGUAAACCCUUUGAAAUUAAUUACUGUGAAGAAAAAAAGAUUGUCAAUAUGAGCACAAAAGUUUAAAGGUGAUUUGAAGUUAUUCAUUUGUUCAACUACUUUUGUGUACUAAAAUCAAAAAUGACUUGUGUAUCUUACAGUAAUUUAAUUUAGAAAGACAAUCAGUUCCCUUAGAAUACAUGACGAGCAUAUGAAUGAACUGCUUUAAACAAGAAAAAAAAAUCAAUUUUAUUCUUUCUCUGUAUCAUGUACUGUAGUUUAUACCUUAAACUGAUUUUGAAAAGAGCAACAAUAGAGUUUCUUGCCCGUUCUUCUCUGGUGAGAACUGCUUUACAAACUGGUGGUAUGUUUAAUAUUGACGGACUCUAAAUAAUGUACAACAUUUUACAGGUCCAAGUAAAUUAUAUAAUUUCAUUGAUUUGAGAUUGAUUGAGUGACCAGUGCGAAUAACAUGUUGCAGUGAAACAACAAAUUAAUGUUAUUUGAUGUCAUAUUCUACUAGGAUUGGGAUUUUAAAUUCAGUAUGCUAGCAAGUAGUGUAACAAAGCCUCAAGUAAUUAUGAACAGUCCUUGUUAUUUUAUUUUUUAACACAUGUUACAAUCAUAUUUAUAUUAUAUUAAAAUAUGAAAAAUAAUUGACAGUAAUUAUAAUCCAAAAAAUGAUUCAGAAAGUAAUAACUAAUACUGAGGUAUAGGUAUUCCAGACCCAUAAGAAAUGGAGUUUGGGUGAUUGUGGUUUUUGGAAUAUUAUCAAUUUCUGGUCUUGUUUCUUACAAGUAAUAACCUUGUAUAAUGGUAGUUGGUAAGACGGCAGCAGUGAUAUUUAAUGAUCGGUAGCUAAAAUAGGCCUGCAUUGGUAACAUGGUUGUAUUGCUGUGCUGUAACACUGGUCUGAAGUUCAGGGUUCGAAUUCCGGGUCAGACAAAAGUGAUAUUGGGUUUUUUCUGUUCAGUCUCAGCUCAGAGUCAGGAAUUUGUACUCUACAUGGCUAUAGCCUAAAUCCCUAGCACAUCAUGCGAUGGAAUAUACAAGUGAAAAGUAGGUGCCCUGAUUGCACCUCUGCUUACUCCUUUGGGGAUAAACAUCAAGUGGUGAUAUCGUCCGGUGAGAAGUAACGCUUCCUCAAUAAAGCAUGAUUCAACAACAAAAUAACUCUUUAAAAGGCAAUAGUAAUGUAAUAAUUUAAUAUUAAGAUUUGUAGAUAGAUUUAAUUAAGUUAGUAGUUGUAAAUUAUAUUAAAAAAAGGUCUAUAAC